Messenger RNA from Elephantulus edwardii (Cape elephant shrew), 1496 nucleotides. It is a transcript of the gene NDFIP2, whose product is annotated as Nedd4 family interacting protein 2. Gene Ontology annotation, molecular function: WW domain binding. Gene Ontology annotation, biological process: positive regulation of protein ubiquitination; ubiquitin-dependent protein catabolic process; metal ion transport. Bases 1 to 1092 code for a protein of 363 amino acids. The record is from RefSeq and is a predicted model, not a curated record. Gene Ontology annotation, cellular component: endoplasmic reticulum; perinuclear region of cytoplasm; Golgi apparatus. NCBI's taxonomy places the organism in Eukaryota, Metazoa, Chordata, Mammalia, Macroscelidea, Macroscelididae. The transcript has 9 exons.
AUGGGCUCAAGUAUGUCGAAGAUGAUGAUUGAGGAUGCAAGGCCCUCCCACUCCCGACGCUGCCGGAGGCCGCGGCGAAGCCAGCGCGCACGCGCGCCGCGUCCGAGCAUGCCCAGUCGCGCGCGCCAGCUCCGCGGCGCCCCGGAGCUGCUCUUCCGACCUGCUGCCGACGCGGAACGCUGGGCGGCUGCUCCGCGGGCGACAGGAAGUGAAACGGACCUGCCGGUCGACAGCGGCGGCAGGAACAGAGGCCGGAGGGGCGCUGCAGCGGCGGCGACGACGACGAAGACGACAGAGGUGGCCGAGGGGGCUGAGCGCCGAGGGGAGUCGCCCGCUCGGAAGACGGAUUCCGAGCCGGGCAGGAUGGACCUUCACCAGCCGGGCACGAGCCGCUACCAGGUGCUCCACAAUGAAGAGGAUAAUUCGGAGUCAUCUGCAGUAGAGCAGCCAUCAACUUCAAACCCAACACCACAGAUUGUCCAGACUGCUCCUGCAGCACCAGUGCUGGAAACGGACUCUUCUCCUCCGCCUUACAGUAGUAUUACUGUGGAAGUACCUACAACUUCAGAUACAGAAGUUUACAGUGAGUUUUAUCCUGUGCCUCCUCCCUAUAGUGUUGCUACCUCUCUUCCUACAUAUGAUGAAGCUGAGAAGGCUAAAGCUGCUGCGAUGGCAGCUGUGGCAGCAGAAACAUCUCCAAGAAUUCAAGAGGAAGAGUGUCCACCAAGAGAUGACUUCAGUGAUGCAGAUCAGCUUAGAGUUGGGAAUGACGGCAUUUUCAUGCUGGCGUUUUUCAUGGCGUUUAUUUUCAACUGGCUUGGAUUUUGCUUAUCCUUCUGUAUAACCAAUACCAUAGCUGGAAGAUACGGUGCUAUCUGUGGAUUUGGUCUUUCAUUAAUCAAAUGGAUCCUUAUUGUCAGGUUUUCUGAUUAUUUUACUGGAUAUUUCAAUGGGCAAUAUUGGCUAUGGUGGAUAUUUCUUGUACUUGGCCUUCUCCUUUUCUUCAGAGGAUUUGUUAAUUAUUUAAAAGUGAGAAACAUGUCUGAAAGCAUGGUAGCCGCUCACAGGACAAGGUAUUUCUUCUUACUGUAAAGACUGCAUCAACCAGACAUUCCUUUCCUAUACCAGUGUGAAAUUUCCGGAAGAUCUGUAAACCUACAACUUUAAUAAGAUAGAAGACGACUAAUAACAGAAGAAAAGUGAUGAAAAGAUAGUUUCAAAAUUGACAGGGUGGUUUAUGUUUAAAAGCCAUUUCUGUUCAUUCUUAUAAAUACUGAUGUUUCACUUGUUUUGCACACUGGCAUAGUGCUCAUUUAAAAGAUUUGCACAUGCUUGAAAUAACUGAAAAGCUGGUGGCAGUAAAAUUCAGUCACAUUUGGUUAAUCAGUGUUUGAUAUAAUUGAAAGAGUUAAGUGAUAGUCUUCCAGCAAGUAAGUGCCACUGACUUCUGAUCUGACAUUUAGUACAAUAAAUAUGAAAUUAUUAACCAUGUCAAA